This is a messenger RNA of Fraxinus pennsylvanica, 558 nucleotides long. Lineage: Eukaryota; Viridiplantae; Streptophyta; Magnoliopsida; Lamiales; Oleaceae. The record is from the annotation of a GenBank genome assembly.
AUGGAAGAACAAGAAGCCUCACCACCACUUCCACCGCCACUACUGCCACCGCCGCCCACCAACCCUACUUGUCUCUUCACGUCUUCUAUUCCAACAACCCUUCUGCCAAAUACGAAUUUGGAAAGCUUAAUGUCUCGUAAUUAUAAUCAUAAUCAUAGCUUUGAACAAAAUGCUGCUGAAACAUCUGAAAAUGUCGCCAAAUUUGAUUAUGAAGAUAAGAGCGAAAAUAUUAAGGAUAAAAGAAGAGGUGGUCGAAAUAGAAAAUCCACCAUUCCAAGAUUUGCCUUUCAAACCAGGAGUGAAGAAGAUAUUCUUGACGAUGGCUAUCGUUGGAGAAAAUACGGCCAAAAAUCUGUCAAAAAUAGCAACUUUCCCAGGAGUUACUAUCGAUGCACACAUCACACGUGCAACGUGAAGAAACAAGUUCAAAGGCUAACCAAGGACACAAGCAUUGUUGUGACAACGUACGAGGGAAUCCACAACCAUCCGUGCGAGAAGAUAAUGGAAACUUUGAGUCCUCUUCUCAAACAAAUAGGGUUCCUCAAUAACAGGUUCUAG